Messenger RNA from Benincasa hispida (wax gourd), 1305 nucleotides. Its product is annotated as ras-related protein RABA4d. Lineage: Eukaryota; Viridiplantae; Streptophyta; Magnoliopsida; Cucurbitales; Cucurbitaceae. The record is from RefSeq and is a predicted model, not a curated record. Gene Ontology annotation, molecular function: GTP binding; GTPase activity.
AGAAACAAAACAAGAAAAUAACUAUAAGAAGAAAAAGAAAAAAGAAAAAAGAAAAAAGAAAAACAUGUAACAUAAAAGAUGAGCAAGGGAGGCUAAAAAUAUUUCUGAUGAGGUGACACUAAGUUGGAUGAACGGCGGAGAUUGAAAAUGACAACGAAUUUGGUAAAUGCAAUUGCAUUUGAAGCCUAAUUUUACACGGUAAAGGCCACAAAACCGUUGGUGAGACCCCACAAUGGCCGUUGUUCCAUUUCCACUUCUCGCUCUCUUUUCAAUCUCUUCUUCCUUCAUUCUUCUCAAUUCCAGCUUCCCAAAUUCCACACACUAUUCUCUCAAAUUCCCUUCAAAACCCAGCUCUGAUUUCAAUCCCCUUCCCGACUAUUUUGCCCACAUUUCUCUUUUACGGUCGAUUUUGAGGGUUUUGGGGCAAUUUGGUUUGAGUUGUGAUGUUGUUAUGCGUUUAAUCUGCGCGUUUUAGAGGUGGGGUUUGUGGGAUUUUUGAGAGAAAGAGAAUGUCGAAUCUAUAUGGGGAUUAUAACCAGAAGAUUGAUUAUGUUUUCAAAGUUGUAUUGAUCGGAGAUUCGGCUGUAGGCAAAACCCAACUCCUUGCUCGAUUUUCUCGGAAUGAAUUUAGCGUUGAUUCCAAAGCUACUAUUGGAGUCGAGUUUCAGACUAAAACUCUCGUUAUUGAUCAGAAAACAGUGAAAGCCCAGAUAUGGGAUACUGCGGGACAAGAAAGGUACAGAGCAGUGACAAGUGCAUACUAUAGAGGUGCAGUGGGAGCGAUGCUAGUUUAUGAUAUGACAAAGCGCCAGUCAUUCGAUCACAUGGCAAGGUGGCUGGAGGAACUAAGAGGACAUGCUGAUAAGAAUAUUGUUAUAAUGCUCAUCGGAAACAAAUGCGACUUAGGAAGUCUCCGAGCGGUGCCAACAGAAGAUGCACAAGAAUUUGCUGAAAGAGAGAACCUGUUCUUCAUGGAGACAUCGGCUCUGGAGUCGACAAAUGUGGAAACUGCAUUCUUCACAAUUUUAACAGAGAUUUAUAGGAUAAUCAGCAAGAAAAGUCUUGCAGCUGGGGAAGAGAUAGAUAUUGGUUCAAAUCCAGGGCUGUUUAAAGGGACUAAUAUAGUUGUUCCUGGACAGGACCAAGACUCUGGGAGAAAAGGGUGUUGCUUUGCUUCGUGAAUUUCACAUAAUUCCAUAAUCAUUUCAGUCGUGACAUUGUUUUUCUAUUCCACUUGGAUUUAUACUAAGAAACAUGUAUUAGUAAUUUGUAGAGAGACUGGCCUGAUACCAUGGAUGAAGGAUU